AUGUCACAUUUGAUCGGCUACGUUAGCGAUCCACCGACUGGGGACACAGCGCGAAUUCGAGGCUUCAAAUUGCUUUCGGUAACGAUGCUCAUUUAUGUUGGAUCAGCUCUGUUUAAUGGACGUCGAGAGGCAGCCAAGAGACGGGCGAUGAUUGCGGUCAAGGGCUCGCUGAUCGGGAUUCUUCACGAGAAGACCUUGCAAUGCAAUGACGAUGGCCAUUCUGCUCUUGGGCUAAUGACCAAUGAUGUGGAAGAACUUCAAAUGGCCUUCGGCUGGGCUCAUGUUAUAUGGUCGUCUUUCAUUUCAUUGUCCCUUGGCCUAUAUUUGCUCGCAUCUAGACUGGGUUGGGCCAGCAUAAUCCCCUUAAUGUUGGUGUUGUUAACCUCCCAAUGUGGAAGAUAUGCCACCAAACAUUUCGUUAAGAAACGUAGGGCAUGGAAUGAUGCAACACGGUUCCGAGUCGGUCUCACGAAAGCACUACUAGAGAAUCUAAAACCGAUUAAGAUGAUGGGUUAUUCGCACGUAAUGGAGUCAAAGGUCCGAGCUGCACGGGAUAAUGAGCUGAGAGCGGGUCUAGUCACGUCUCAGCUCGAUGUCAUAAUGGCAGCCAGUGGAAGCUUUUCAAACGUUGUUAGUCCCGCUAUCACGCUCGCGCUCUACAUCGUUUUCGCCAGAACGUCUGGGAAUGUUGCUCUUGAUGCAGAUCUACUUUUCACAUCCUUUGCUCUGAUCCAAAUGGUCACCCUACCAGCAACUUCAAUUAUGUUCCUUCUUCCGGAGCUUGUCGAAGCUAUGGCAGGAUUCGACAGGCUACAAAAGUUCCUCCUUCAACCCGACCACCAAGACAAUUGCAAACUUCUCGAAGGGCAGGUUAAACACUUCCUCGCCUAUAUAUGGGGUGACCAGUUCCGCCACGACGAUGAUUACGCCAUACUCAUGAAGUUUGCGACAGUCAGAUAUGAGACAUCUGAUCUGCCCGUGCUGAACAACAUCAAUCUGGAAAUACGACCCGGUUGGCUUGUGCUUGUUGUCGGCGCGACCGGAUCGGGAAAGACAACUCUUGCUAAAACAAUCUUGGGAGACGUGAGGCUUCAGAGCGGAUCUGUAUCAACGUCCCCUAACAACAUCGCUUUCUGUGCUCAAUCCCCAUGGUUGAGAGAUGGUACGAUCAGAGAUAUAAUAGCAGGACCGCCAGGAUGCAGAGUGACUGAUGAAAAGUGGUACCAGAGGGUCCUUCAUGCCUGUGACUUAGAGGUUGAUCUUUUUGGCCUCCCAAAUGGGGAUAAUACCGUGGUAUCGGGCGGGGGUAUGUCGCUUUCUGCGGGACAGAAGGAACGAUUGGCGCUGGCGCGAGCAGUAUAUUCGGGGCUAGAUAUUAUCAUUCUGGACGAUGCAUUAAGUUCCGUUGAUGAGGAGACUGCAUCUCGUGUGAUGCAACGACUGUUGGGUCCGACUGGCCUACUCCGUGAACUUAAUAAGACUGUUGUUAUGAUCACUGAUUCAAAGGAUCUUCUCGGAAAUUCCGAUUUGAUAGUCAUUCUCAACCCUGAUGGGACUAUUUGUGAGCAAGGGGUUUGGGAUGACCCCAAAGUUCAGUCAUGUUACAACGAAUUGGAUCCUCAACCAGACAUCGAGUUACCUCAGGAUAAGCCCAAGAAAGAAAUUCAACAGAUGAAUGUCCCCCGCCCGGAUUACUCAAUGCCCGAAGAGUCAAUGGACGUAUUACUGAGACCCGUAAACAGCACCAUUUACAAACAAUAUGUCGCUACAAUUGGGGUCUACCGAUUCUUGGUAGCUAUAUUCAUCUUCCUCUCCUCCGCAGCUUUCGUCGUGUUUAUUCAGACCUGGUUCCGAAUGUGGACAGAGGAUGAGGCAGGCGGCAAGCGGAUAACUUUCUACAUUGGUGUUUACUUCGCACUGACGAUUGGGCACUGGGUGUCACUGACGGGAAUUGGCACUAUUAAAUUUCUUGUUGUGCCCACAUUUGGUCGCGCUCUCCACGAUCAACUGCUUACAACAGUCAUAAAGGCCCCCUUGUCAUUCAUCACAUCUACCGAUAUCGAGACCACACUGUCGAGAUUCAGUGAGGAUAUGAUGCAAAUCGAUCGAAAAAUCCCCCGUGAAAUUGUCGCACUGGGUAGUCAAACGUUCAAACUCCUGGCCCAGAUCACUUUGCUCUCCGCUUCGCAGAAAUAUAAUCUCAUCGUGCUCCCCGUGUUUGCGAUAAUUGUCUACGUCAUACAAGGCAUGUACCUUGUCACCAGUCGCCAGAUUAAGAAGCUUUGUAUGGAAACAAGGUCCCUCCCUAACGACAGCUUUGUUGAAACUGCUCAGGGAAUGGUUACAAUCAGGGCUUUCGGCUGGGAAAAGGCCUACUCACUCGAAAAUAGUAGGGCGUUGGAUGCUUCCCAGUCAUCGUCAUAUACACUGCAUGUACUUGAGCAAUCGUUCGGACUAGUGUUGGAUUUGAUCGUCGCCGGCGUGGUGCUAGUUCAUGUUGCCUUCAUAGUCACAUUUACGGGUACUACCAUGACAGCCGGUGAUGUUGGCAUCAGUAUGAACGUGAUACUCAUGCUCAAUAUGACAUUGAUGACUACAGUCCAGUCAUGGGCAAAUUUUGAUACAUCGUUGAACAUGGUUUCCCGCAUCAGAAGCUUUGCAACGACGGUAGCUCCCGAAACCCAACCCAGCCAACAAUAUCCCAUACCUAAAUUGUGGCCAUCUAGCGGUGAAAUGGACCUGGUCAAUGUUGUUGUCAGCCAGGGGAAGCAACCAGCUGCAUCGGUUAACACUACAGUUGACGUCUCUUUCAAGAUGGCACCUGUCCACAAAAUUGCCGUCUGUGGACCAACUGGCAGUGGCAAAUCAUCCUUGCUCCUCAGCUUCUUGCGGAUGAUCGACCUGUCCGAGGGAACAAUUAUAAUUGACGGGUUGGAUUUGAGUUCGAUAUCACGAGAUUUGAUAAGAUCUCGAAUAAUCACAAUCCCGCAGGAUUCAUUCAUUAUUCUAAACGAUACUGUUCGCGAAAACCUGGAUGUUCUAGGAAUUACUACGGACAAGAAGAUCGUUGAAACUCUGAAAAAAGUCCAUUUGUGGUCGAGCUUGGAGUCGAGAGCUAUAGACUUUGGACUAUCGCGAACCUUUUACCUUGACAUGCCGAUGAAGGCCUGGCCAUUGUCAGAAAGUCAGAUGCAGCUCAUUUCUCUCGCCCGCGCUCUUUUGCUGCGCUCUCCUCGUGGGAAAAUUCUUCUCUUCGAGGAAUCCACUAGCAAGGUUGACACAGAGACUAGCAAAUUUGUUCAGGAAGUGAUUGAUGAGGAAUUUCGGGACUCUACGAUCAUCGUAGUCGGCCACCGGCUGGAAACUAUCUCCAAUAGUGACUCAAUCAUUGUGAUGGACAAAGGGGGAAUUGUCGAAGCUGGGUCAUUCAAUGAUUUGAGGCAGAAGCAGGGAGCUUUUAGAUCCCUCUUGGAUUCCAGUGCGCUGUAG
Penicillium griseofulvum is the source of this 3489-nucleotide messenger RNA. Its product is annotated as ABC transporter, transmembrane domain, type 1. The transcript has 6 exons. The record is from RefSeq and is a predicted model, not a curated record. Lineage: Eukaryota; Fungi; Ascomycota; Eurotiomycetes; Eurotiales; Aspergillaceae. Gene Ontology annotation, cellular component: membrane. Gene Ontology annotation, biological process: transmembrane transport. Gene Ontology annotation, molecular function: ATP hydrolysis activity; ABC-type transporter activity; ATP binding. The coding region runs from base 1 to 3489 and encodes 1162 amino acids.